UUCUUUUUAUUUUUUUGUUUUUUAUCAUCAUUUAGAUUAUGGGGUUCUCUCUUUUUGUGUAAAGAUUAGAGCUUUAUGCUCUUUUAGUUAGUUUUCCAACUAAUUUCCUUAAGAAUUUCUUGUUCUUGAAGUGUAGAAAAGAGGAUAAUCUUGGUAAUUUUUUAUAUGAUUUUGGGGUUCUCUCUUUUUGUUCAAAGAUUAGAGCUUUAUGCUCUUUUGUUAAUUUUCCUAGUUUUUUCCUUAGUAAUUUUUUGUUCUUGGAGUGAAAAGAAAAAAAGUAAUUGAGGAAGAAGAUAAUCUUGGAGUAUUUUUCUUCAAAGAUCACAUUUUAAUGAAUUUGGGGUUCUAUCUUUUGUUCAAAGAUUAGAGCUUUAAGCUCUUUUAUCAGUUUUUCAAUUUUUUGCUUUCAUAAUUUGUUGUUCUUAGAGUGCCAAGAAAAAGAAACUAAUUGAGGAAGAAGAUAAUCUUGGAAAGAUAUUUCUGGCUGAGCAACUUCUGUUUGAUUUGGGGGUUGAAAAUUUUUGAUGCUUUGGUCAAAUGGAUAUGUUAGAUCUUGAGGCAUAUAAGUAUGUGAAAGAUCAUUUUUUGUUAUUUUUUGUUUGGCAAUGAGAUCUCACUGGUUAUUUGCCUUUCAUGUUGAUUGAGUUGAGGCAUUGAUUUGAAGGGAGUCUUUUCCAGGUUAUAAAUAUUGUAAUUAUGUUAAGGUGGUUAUUUCUGGGAUUCUUGAUUUCUUUGUUCAUCAUAUCUGUUAUAGCAACUGAUAAUGAAUUCACCAAUUGUAACUGUGAUGAAGAAGGUAUUUGGAGUAUAUACAACAUUCUUGAGUGCCAAAAAGUGAGUGAUUUCUUGAUUGCAAUUGCUUAUUUUUCGAUACCUCUCGAAUUGCUUUACUUUAUUAGUUGCUCUGAUCUUCCAUUCAAAUGGGUUCUUGUUCAAUUCAUUGCAUUCAUAGUGCUCUGUGGAUUGACUCAUUUGCUCAAUGGAUUGACUUAUAGUGCUCAACCUUCAUUCCAAUUGAUACUGUCGUUAACAAUCGCGAAAAUCCUAACCGCACUUGUUUCUAGUGCAACUGCAAUCACCCUUUUGACCUUGUUCCCUCUUUUGCUCAAAAUUAAAGUUAGAGAACUUUUUUUGACUCAAAAUGUGUUGGAGCUUGAUCAAGAAGUUGGGAUGAUGAAGAAACAAAAAGAAGUGUAUACGCAAGUUCGAAUGCUGACGCGUGAAAUUAGGAAGUCGCUUGAUAAACAUACUAUAUUGUACACUACUUUAGUUGAGCUUUCAAAGACCUUGAAUUUGGAGAAUUGUGCUGUUUGGAUGCCAAAUGAAAGUAGGUCAUUGAUGAACUUGACACACGGGUUAAGCCCCGGUUCUGCUGUAGAAUACCAUCGUUCGCUUCCAAUUGAUGAUCCGGAUGUGUUGGAGAUAACCAAGGAUAAAGGAGUAAGGAUUUUGAGGCGAGAUUCAGUUCUUGCAGUUGCGAGUAGCGGAGUUGGCCCCGAUGAUGAGCGAUGUACUGUCGCAGCGAUUCGGAUGCCGUUGCUUUGUGCUUCGGAUUUCAAAGGCGGAACUCCCGAGUUGGUUGACACUCGUUAUGGUAUUUUAGUUUUGGUUAUUCCGAGUGGAAACGAUGAUUGGAGCCGUAACGAGAUGGAGAUAGUGGAAGUAGUUGCUGAUCAGGUGGCCGUGGCAUUAUCCCACGCGACGGUUCUCGAAGAGUCUCAAGUAAUGAGGGAGAAACUAGAAACGAGGAAUGUUUUGCUUCAACAGGCUAAGGAGAACGCCUUGAAGGCGAGCCAAGCGAGGAAUUCAUUUCAGAAAGUACUGAACAACGGGAUGAGACGGCCAAUGCACUCGAUUUUGGGUUUGCUUUCCAUACUUCAAGAAGAGAACACGAGCUCAUCUAACCAGAGGAUUAUUAUCGAGACAAUGGUGCGAACGAGCACCGUUCUGUCGAAUUUAAUAAACGACGCAAUGGAUAUACCCGAGAAAGACGAAGGAAGAUUCCCAGUAGAAAUGAUGCCCUUUCAGCUGCAUUCGCUGAUUCGAGAAGCUUCUUGUCUUGUUAAGUGCUUGUGUGUUUAUAAGGAAUUCGGCUUUUCUACGGACUUUCCAAAUUCUUUACCUAAUCUGGUGAUGGGCGACGAAAAGAGAACGUUUCAGGUCAUACUUCAUAUGGUGGGGCAUUUAUUAAAUAUCAGCUCCAGAAGGGGCUCCAUCGUAUUCAAGGUUAUUCUGGAGACAGGAACCGAGGGCGGGAACGAUAAGCUUCGGCGAACAAGAAGACAUAGUGUAUUUGAUGAGCAUGUCACCAUAAAAUUUGAGAUUGAAGUUAGUUUUGAAGGUUCUCAAACAGAUAGCUCAUUCUCGACUACUCACUUUGGUGGAAGGAGGUAUAACAGCAAAGAGUUAAAGGAAGGCAUGAGUUUCCGCAUGUGCAAAAAGCUCGUUCAGAUGAUGCAGGGAAAUGUAUGGAUGCCCUCAAAUACCGAGGGCCAUGCACAAAGGAUGACUCUUAUUCUCCGAUUUCUUAAACAGUCAUCAUUCCGGAAACACAUGUUUGAACUUGCAAAUCCUUUAAAGGAAGUAAUUUCCAGCUCAAUGUUCAAAGGCCUCCAAGUUCUACUCGCUGAUGAAGACAACGUAAACAGAAUGGUAACAAAAAAGCUGCUUGAAAAACUAGGUUGUCAAGUAAUUGCUGUUUCGAGCGGUUUUCAGUGCCUAAGCGCGAUGGGCCAUUCAACAACUUCUAUCCAAGUUGUCAUUUUGGAUCUUCACAUGCCGGAAAUGGACGGAUUUGAAGUGGCUAUGAGAGUUCGGAAAUUCCAUAGCCGUAGUUGGCCAUUGAUCAUAGCUCAAUCUUCUACUUCAGAGGCACAAGUAUGGGAGAAAUGCUUACAGGUCGGAAUCAACGGUCUCAUACGAAAACCUGUUCUCUUGCAAGGAAUGGCUGAAGAACUUCAAAGAGUCCUACAAAGGGCUGCUGAAGGCUUUUGAGGUAAUACUAAUAGUGAAAACAAACUCGGAGUUCUCGGAAUUGUCACGAGUAUGUUGCAGAGCUAGAUAUUCUAACAAGGGGAUUAAAAAAAAUGUGAGAAUGUCACACCAAGGAGUCAAACGAGUGUCCUUAAGCGAUUUUUGAACCACAAUACCACUACACUAAGAACUUCUCUCGUGUCCUGGGAUCCAAACAUACAAAUAUACAGAAAAAAUUGUUAUUACCCGAUUUGCACAUUAUAAUUUUUUGAUGAAGGAGAUUCCUUGAACCCCUUUGUUACAUGUAGCUCCGCUGUUGUCUUCGCUGAACCUGUAGAGAUAACAUCACAGCUUUGGCAGAUGAACCAGGUUCUUGCUAACCUUGUAGUUUGUACAGUUUAUGUUAUACAACCUAUAUAUCAGUUUGCCAUUCAUUAGUGUAGUUUCUCUACUUUUUGGAAUACCUCUUGUAUACGGGAGUUUAUCCCCAUUAUAAAUAAAAUUAUUCACCCUAUAAAAAAAAAAAAGUUUGCUAUUCAAUAUUUGGUUCACAGUGUAGUAUCAGAUGGUGGUACUAUUUAGUCCUAAAAUUCUUCUGGCCUCAUAAUAGAUAAGGUUCUAUUGGUUCCUCCUUUACCA
Lycium ferocissimum is the source of this 3612-nucleotide messenger RNA. Its product is annotated as protein EIN4-like. The record is from RefSeq and is a predicted model, not a curated record. NCBI's taxonomy places the organism in Eukaryota, Viridiplantae, Streptophyta, Magnoliopsida, Solanales, Solanaceae. Gene Ontology annotation, molecular function: ethylene binding; phosphorelay sensor kinase activity; protein binding. The coding region runs from base 697 to 2994 and encodes 765 amino acids. The transcript is spliced from 2 exons. Gene Ontology annotation, biological process: response to ethylene; phosphorelay signal transduction system. Gene Ontology annotation, cellular component: endoplasmic reticulum; endoplasmic reticulum membrane.